Molecule: messenger RNA, 996 nt
Organism: Saccharomyces paradoxus
Lineage: Eukaryota; Fungi; Ascomycota; Saccharomycetes; Saccharomycetales; Saccharomycetaceae
Gene: RHO5
Product: Rho family GTPase RHO5
Exons: 1
Coding region: 1-996 (331 amino acids)
Biological process (GO): establishment or maintenance of cell polarity; regulation of actin cytoskeleton organization; small GTPase-mediated signal transduction
Cellular component (GO): cell projection; cytoskeleton; plasma membrane
Molecular function (GO): GTPase activity; protein kinase binding; GTP binding
Source: RefSeq, a predicted model, not a curated record
AUGAGGUCCAUUAAGUGUGUGAUAAUUGGAGAUGGUGCAGUAGGAAAAACGUCACUACUGAUAUCAUAUACUACCAAUUCGUUCCCAACAGACUACGUUCCAACGGUUUUUGAUAACUAUUCUACUACGAUAGCUAUCCCUAACGUAACUGCAAAUGGCCCCUUAGAGCUUGACAAGGGUGAUGAUAAAAGAGGAUCACUUUCAUCUGCCAGUUCUUCACCAACUACAGACAGAAAACUAUAUAAAAUCAAUUUAUGGGACACUGCAGGACAGGAAGAUUACGAUCGUUUAAGACCGUUAUGUUACCCCCAAACUGAUAUCUUUUUAAUAUGUUUCUCGGUAAGUGAACAUGCUAGUUUUGCCAAUGUCACAGAAAAAUGGCUACCUGAACUAAAGCAGACUUCCAAUAUUGAAGGUACCUCUCUUUACACUAAAUUAGGGAAGUACCCAAUUUUAUUGGUAGGUACCAAAAGUGACUUAAGAGAUGAUCCGGCAACUCAGAAAAAAUUGCAAGAAACAAACUCUGAUUACGUGUCUCAAGAAGAAAUAGAUGAACUCGUGCAAAGAUGUGGGUUUAUGGGCUAUACUGAAUGUUCAGCUGCUACCCAAGCAGGUGUACGGGAAGUUUUUGAGCAGGCAGUGAGGUACGCUAUUUACGAACCAGAAUCCACUAACCAAAAAUCGGCAAAUCAUACCCUAACUGAUGAAUUAACGACUGCAACAACCAACACAAAUGGAGAUAAAAAUAUUCGAGAACAAAAACAGCAACCACACCAUAAUAAUAGUACAGAUAGUACCCUUCCGAAGGUCAAUCUACAGCAGGAGAAGGAAGCUCUUAAUAUUAAGCCUACAAAAAAAGAACAAAGAGACAAAACUCACGGGCUGUCAAAAGGCAAAGGUAGUAAGAUGGUCUCAAAUGGUCAUCACAACAAACAAGCCAAACAAAAGACAAGAAACGAAAAGAAGAAAAAGAAAUCAAAGUGUGUAAUACUUUAA